UCUUCCCCCUCCCCCUUUCCGCACACACUUGCUAGAUACAAAAGGUAAACUCUUCUUGCUGGACGACCCAGUUGAUUUGUCACAGAGCCCGACCGGGUAACUAUAGGCCUUUCUUUUGCCCUUCUUUUGCCCAACAAACCUUCUGUUUUGUUGUUGUUGUCCUCUACAACUGCCUCGUUAGCAUAAUUGGUCAUUGUUAUCCAUAGCCAAUCGCUUAUGGAUUACUAAAGUUAAAUGCUGUGCUGCAGCCUGAAACUUGGCUAAUCUUCAGCCCUUGUUUACGUCACUCGACCAGUAUUCUUCCACUGAUCAAUAACAUUUUAGCAUCUCCGACGUCCCCGAGCCUCGCCAGGAACCGCCUAUACAGUCACAAAAGCAGCGUGAUAACAAACGUCUACUGUAAGUGGAAUUGACUAUCGGUCGUCGAGGCCACCGGGUGGCCCGUUGGACAUACCUGCUGUCAACUUGAUUAUUUCCGAUGGCGCUCUACGUUACGCUAGUCAUUUUGAGCAAUUUGGCUGGUUACGGGAUUAUGGUGGCGGCAAUGGAAUUAUCCGACAUUCUACCGGAUCGAUUUAAUUAUGACAAAAUGCGCCCACCCAGACUGGAAGGUCAGCCAGCCAAGGUGUUCAAUCAUUUGACAGUAAUGGGGCUUGACUCCAUUAACGAGAAUUCAAUGACUUACAUGGCCGAUGUGUUUUACGUUCAGUCAUGGCGCGAUCACCGCCUCAGUCUUCCUGAAAACAUGACAUCCGAAUACAGGUUGUUGGACGUGGAAUGGUUGAAGAGCAUCUGGCGACCGGACUCGUACUUCAAGAAUGCCAAACAAGUGACUUUCCAGACAAUGACCAUCCCAAAUCAUUACUUAUGGCUCUACAGAGACAAAAAAAUCCUCUACGUCGUCAAGCUCACUCUGACUCUGUCGUGCUCCAUGAAUUUCGCCCUGUAUCCACACGACACUCAAGAGUGCAAGAUCCAAAUUGAAAGCCUAUCUCACACGACGGACGAUUUGGUUUUUGAGUGGGAAGAGGACGUACCUCUUGAUGUCUGGAAAAACAUCGAAUUACCACAGCUCCAGCUGGAAGGCAACUACACAAACGACUGCACGCAAGUCUAUGCCACCGGAAACUUCACAUGUCUGGAGGUGGUUUUCGUGCUGAAGCGUCGACUGGGUUAUUAUAUGUUUCACACAUACAUCCCAACCUGUUUAAUUGUUGUCAUGUCCUGGGUAUCGUUCUGGAUUAAACCUGAAGUUGCUCCAGCUCGGGUUACAUUGGGAGUCACCUCAUUGCUGACUUUGUCCACUCAGCAUGCCAAAUCUCAAGCAGCUUUACCGCCCGUCUCUUAUCUCAAAGCAGUAGACGCCUUCAUGUCAACAUGCACCAUAUUUGUUUUCAUGGCUCUAAUGGAGUACUGUCUUGUAAACAUCAUCUUGGGCGAUUCGGACACACCAAAAACUGCAAAUGAGCCUCCAAAACCGGAAAAAGUUUUCGACUUGGCCGCAAAGGAAAACGCUCGAAUGUUGAUGGGACAACCACCGAGACCACCAGGACCCACACCGGCUCAACGAGCAAGAAUAAGAGCCAUUCAAGUAGACCGCUUCUCUCGAUUCUUUUUCCCAUUCCUGUUUACUGUCCUAAACGGUUCUUACUGGGUUGUUUUUGCAUCUUAUCUUUAGAAUUGAUAAAAAAGGCAUCAUUGGAACGAAGCUUUAGUGCCACAAGUUACAAAUAUCCCUUAUUUGGUUUGUUUUCAUUCAGUAGUUAUGUUUGUCUGAAAUUUGAUUCUUCGAUGUAAUAUACUACGUUCGAUAACAAAGGUCCGCUAUCGACACCAGCCUUUCAAAAUCUUAAGUCUGUUCGAUUUUGCAAA
Daphnia carinata is the source of this 1872-nucleotide messenger RNA. It is a transcript of the gene ort, whose product is annotated as glycine receptor subunit alpha-2-like. Lineage: Eukaryota; Metazoa; Arthropoda; Branchiopoda; Diplostraca; Daphniidae. The record is from RefSeq and is a predicted model, not a curated record. The transcript is spliced from 11 exons. Bases 479 to 1678 code for a protein of 399 amino acids. Gene Ontology annotation, molecular function: transmembrane signaling receptor activity; extracellular ligand-gated monoatomic ion channel activity; neurotransmitter receptor activity. Gene Ontology annotation, cellular component: synapse; neuron projection; membrane. Gene Ontology annotation, biological process: signal transduction; chemical synaptic transmission; regulation of membrane potential.